Molecule: messenger RNA, 5133 nt
Organism: Hippocampus comes (tiger tail seahorse)
Lineage: Eukaryota; Metazoa; Chordata; Actinopteri; Syngnathiformes; Syngnathidae
Gene: mib1
Product: MIB E3 ubiquitin protein ligase 1
Exons: 22
Coding region: 701-3829 (1042 amino acids)
Biological process (GO): Notch signaling pathway; protein ubiquitination; endocytosis
Cellular component (GO): cytoplasm
Molecular function (GO): protein binding; zinc ion binding; ubiquitin-protein transferase activity
Source: RefSeq, a predicted model, not a curated record
GUCCAACGCAGCUGCGCGAGCACGCCGCCGGGACCCGCGUGCAUGUGGUCGUCCACCAAACGUUCGUGUCUCCUUCGUGCUUUUCCGUGCAUCUCCGUCGGGCUAGUUGUUGUUGCUGGUGUGGCCACUCCGAGGGAGCGAUGAUGAUUGACAAUAAUGGCGGCGGGUUUAUUCUGACUUGACUCCAGCAGGGGGGGUUGGGAGAGGAGAAGAGAAGACGGAGAACCAUCUCCGGCCGGGCUAACAAAGCGAACACCUCUAGGUGAAUGUUCUGCGCCCGUGCGGAGCAAUUGAUAUACCCGAAAGGAGCCAGUAUCAGCGCAAAGACUUGGCUUGGGCAAGGACGGGGUUUAUUCUGCUAGCUUAGCUUUAGCAUCAAGGCUCGCUUUUAGCUUGCUAAGUUGAAGAGGUUAGCAUUGCUGAGGCGAAGAGGGUCAGCUAAGCAAACAAUGUCGCCGCUUCGUCAGCUUUCCGCCUAAUUCCUCUGCCAAUUUACAAGGGCUCGGCGAAUGCAGCGUUUGUUUGCAAAAGAAGAGGCGAUCUCCUUAAGCAGCGAGCGCGGCGAGCUUCGUGGGGCUGUGCGGCUUCUGUUACGGAAUUGCAUUCAAAAACUGCCCGCUCCCUUGUUGCCAGCUCGCACAGCUAGCUCGCUAACUCAAAAAGAUUCGCUGGGGCUAUUCCCCCCUUCUUCGUUUGUUAAAUGACCACCGGUAGGAACAACCGAGCCAUGAUGGAAGGAGUCGGAGCGAGAGUGGUUCGGGGACCCGAUUGGAAGUGGGGCAAGCAGGACGGCGGGGAGGGACAUGUCGGCACCGUCAGGAGUUUUGAAAGUCCCGAGGAGGUGGUGGUUGUCUGGGAUAACGGCACCGCUGCGAACUACCGUUGCUCUGGAGCAUACGACGUGAGGAUAUUAGACAGUGCUCCUACAGGCAUCAAGCAUGACGGAACGAUGUGUGACACCUGCCGUCAGCAGCCCAUCAUUGGCAUUCGCUGGAAAUGUGCUGAGUGCACCAAUUACGACCUCUGCACAACCUGUUACCAUGGUGACAAACAUCACUUGAGACACCGCUUCUACAGGAUCACCACCCCGGGCAGUGAGAGAGUGCUUCUGGAGUCGAGGCGCAAAUCAAAGAAAAUCACAGCCAGAGGCAUUUUUACGGGUGGCCGGGUAGUGCGAGGAGUGGACUGGCAGUGGGAAGACCAGGAUGGAGGCAAUGGAAGGCGAGGAAAGGUGACCGAGAUUCAAGACUGGAGCGCCGCCAGCCCUCAUAGUGCUGCCUACGUGCUAUGGGACAAUGGGGCCAAGAACCUGUACCGUGUCGGUUUUGAGGGAAUGUCGGACCUGAAAUGUGUUCAGGAUGCCAAAGGAGGUUCCUUUUACAGAGACCACUGUCCUGUGUUGGGUGAGCAAAAUGGCAACAGGAACCCCGGCGGUCUUCAGAUCGGGGACUUGGUCAACAUCGAUUUAGACCUGGAGAUUGUCCAGUCGCUGCAGCAUGGCCACGGUGGCUGGACCGAUGGCAUGUUUGAGACCCUCACCACCACCGGUACAGUGUGCGGCAUCGACGAAGAUCACGACAUCGUGGUGCAGUAUCCCAGCGGGAACAGGUGGACGUUCAACCCCGCUGUGCUCACAAAAGCCAACGUGGUGCGCAGCGGUGAAGUGGCCGCUGGAGCGGAAGGAGGCACUUCCCAGUUCCUAGUGGGCGACCUGGUUCAGAUUUGCUACGACAUCGACCGCAUCAAGCAGCUCCAAAAAGGUCACGGGGAGUGGGCCGAGGCCAUGUUGCCUACUCUGGGGAAAGUGGGCCGGGUGCAGCAGAUCUACUCUGACAGCGACCUGAAGGUGGAGGUGUGUGGGACAUCGUGGACCUACAAUCCUGCUGCGGUCACCAAGAUCGCUCCCUCGGGCUCCGCCGUUAGCAAUGCCUCUGGAGAGCGACUCUCCCAGCUGUUGAAGAAACUGUUCGAGACACAGGAGUCAGGCGACAUCAACGAGGAGCUGGUCAAGGCAGCCGCCAAUGGAGAUCUAGCCAAGGUCGAAGACAUUUUGAAGAGACCCGAUGUUGACGUGAACGGACAGUGUGCCGGACACACUGCGAUGCAGGCAGCCAGUCAGAACGGUCACGUGGACGUUCUCAAGCUUCUGCUGAAACACAACGUUGAUCUCGAGGCAGAGGACAAAGAUGGGGAUCGGGCGGUGCACCAUGCAGCCUUCGGUGAUGAGGGCUCAGUCAUUGAGGUGUUGCAGCGGGGCGGGGCCGAUUUAAACGCCAGGAACAAGCGCAGGCAGACACCAUUGCACAUAGCUGUCAACAAGGGACACCUGCAGGUGGUCAAAACGUUGCUGGAAUUUGGUUGCCACCCCAGCCUCCAGGACUCUGAGGGCGACACACCCUUGCACGACGCCAUCAGCAAGAAGCGGGACGACAUGCUUUCUGUGCUGCUGGAGGCGGGCGCCGACGUCACCAUCACCAACAACAACGGCUUCAACGCCUUGCACCAUGCCGCUCUGCGAGGAAACCCCAGUGCGAUGCGCGUGUUGCUAUCCAAACUGCCUCGGCCCUGGAUCGUUGACGAGAAGAAGGACGACGGCUACACGGCACUGCACCUGGCGGCCCUCAACAACCAUGUGGAGGUGGCGGAGCUGUUAGUUCAUCAGGGCAACGCCAGCUUGGACAUUCAGAACGUCAACCAGCAGACAGCCUUACACCUGGCUGUAGAGCGUCAGCACACCCAGAUUGUCAGACUGCUGGUGCGAGCCGAGGCCAAGCUAGAUGUGCAGGACAAGGACGGGGACACGCCGCUCCACGAGGCAUUGCGACACCACACGCUGUCCCAGUUGCGGCAACUCCAGGAUAUGCAGGACGUCAGCAAAGUGGAGCCUUGGGAGCCCUCCAAGAACACGUUAAUCAUGGGCUUAGGCACCCAGGGGGCGGAGAAGAAGAGCGCGGCAUCCAUUGCCUGUUUCCUGGCCGCCAAUGGAGCCGACCUGACCAUUCGUAACAAGAAGGGCCAAUCCCCUCUGGACCUGUGCCCUGAUCCCAGCCUCUGCAAGGCGCUGGCCAAAUGCCAUAAAGAGAAGAGCAGCGGCCAAGUGGGCACGCGCAGCCCGUCUCUGAACAGCAACAUGGAGUCCUUGGAGGAGUGCAUGGUGUGCUCGGACAUGAAGAGAGACACUCUCUUCGGGCCUUGCGGACACAUUGCCACAUGUUCCCUCUGUUCACCACGUGUCAAGAAGUGUCUCAUCUGCAAAGAUCAAGUCCAGUCACGCACCAAGAUUGAGGAGUGCGUGGUAUGCUCCGACAAAAAGGCGGCUGUGUUGUUCCAGCCCUGCGGCCACAUGUGCGCUUGUGAGAACUGUGCCAGCCUCAUGAAGAAGUGCGUACAGUGUCGGGCUGUUGUGGAGCGCCGUACCCCCUUUGUGCUUUGUUGUGGGGGGAAAGGUAUGGAGGAUGAUGAUGAUGCCGCAGAUGAUGAUGAUGUGGAUGAUGAUGAUGAUGAUGAUGACAUUACAGGGAGCUCUAACUCUAUGGCAGGGGGAUCGCAGGAUCUUCUCCAGCCCAACAAUCUGGCACUAAGUUGGUCUAGCGGCAACAUCCCCGCCCUGCAGCGGGACAAGGACAACACCAAUGUCAACGCUGAUGUUCAGAAGCUCCAGCAGCAGCUGCAGGACAUCAAGGAGCAGACUAUGUGCCCCGUGUGUCUGGACCGGCUCAAGAACAUGAUCUUCAUGUGCGGCCACGGUACCUGCCAGCUGUGCGGCGACCGCAUGAGCGAGUGUCCCAUCUGCCGCAAGGCCAUUGAGCGCCGCAUCCUCCUCUAUUAGACGCUAAUGUCAGACCCCCCCCCCACACACACACACAAAUGCACCACCAGCCACCAAAGCGCAUCCCGUCUUAUUCAGUUGCAUAACCUGAACAACAUACUGAAUGGACACCCCUUUAUCCUGCCUCUGGACCCUUUCGCCAACUUGAAGGGCACAUCUCUUGAAUCUCACCCUGGGCAUGACUGUGUAUGACAACACACAAGUCCGUGAGGUUGGAUCCCUCUCUUGUUUUGUUCCCCCCCAAAAGCCAAGUUUGAUCCUUUUUUGUAUGGGGAAGCAUACUAUAUGGAAUUACAUUACAUUACAUCUUUAUUUAUAUAGCGCUUUCACAACAGCUGCAGCUGUAACAAAGCGCUUUACAGAACAGUUCACAUCAAAUAACAAAAUUGAAGUUGUUUGCUUCGUAAUCGCGUGGCAGGUUUCAUGUUUCUAUGAGUAUUUUUUUAAGGAGACAGGAAGAGAGGCCGUGCGGUUCUGAAACAGCAACACGAGCGGGUCGGCAUUCAGUUUUGUGAGGACACAAGUUGAAUACCACCUUGUUGACUAAACAUCCAAACAUUCGUUUUCAAUUUUCUGCAAUGAGCUUUGCUGCCAUUUGCUUCCAAGAAUCUACUCAUCCCUUUCCCUGGAGGUCGUGGGGGAUAAGGUGCUCUUUAAUUUAAGUGCAUUUCUGCUCAAAAAGACAGCGUUAAUUGAAAUACAGUACAAUCUAUUAGAACUCCUAGGUGGGACUGUAAAUAAAUUAUUUUGUAUUUCUGCCCAAAAAGGAAAAAAUAGGAUAUUUAGGUGUCCCCGCCUUUCCUAAUAUGUAGCGUAAAGAAACUGCUUUAAUUUUCUUUUUUUUUUUUUUUUUUUGCAUCGUGCAUAAGAACAUCUUUACUUGUGUUCUAAGUUUCAAGUGUGUGUGUGAGUGGGGGGGGGUAUCUUCUCAUCAAUGUUUUAUGUUAUAGUCAAAAACUAAUAAUUUUUGGGAGGGAAUUUGCCUUACUUCAAUGAGAAGGCCACAAACAAGCACUGUUUAUGUUAAAGACUGAAACUUUUUCUUACUAUGUUACAUUUUUUUCACCGAUGAUGCCAAACUGUGGCUGUGUUGUCUUGGUUUGUUAUUCAAAAUGCCAAUGUUCUGUUUGAUUUGUUGGUCCAUGUCGGAAAUAUGUCGGUCGCAUCUCCUUUUUGGAAUGAAUGUUUGACAUAUGCUGUACGACGUAUAUCGUGAAAAAAACUCUUCGGUCUGUAUCGCAAACAAGUGCUUUUAAAACAAACCACAUAGAUCAAAUAAAAGUUGCCAAUUAACGGCUACUACC